Messenger RNA from Aspergillus ibericus CBS 121593, 537 nucleotides. RefSeq names its product YbhB/YbcL family Raf kinase inhibitor-like protein. Gene Ontology annotation, molecular function: phospholipid binding; peptidase inhibitor activity. The coding region runs from base 1 to 537 and encodes 178 amino acids. NCBI's taxonomy places the organism in Eukaryota, Fungi, Ascomycota, Eurotiomycetes, Eurotiales, Aspergillaceae. Gene Ontology annotation, biological process: regulation of Ras protein signal transduction; regulation of proteolysis. The record is from RefSeq and is a predicted model, not a curated record. The transcript is spliced from 2 exons.
AUGCCCUCUCGCAGAAAUGUCGAAAAGGCGAUGGCCCUGCUCGAGAAGGACAACACCAAGAUCUUGGGUCUCACCUUCGGAGCUCGGUACAUCCAUCCGGGCCAGUACCUCCCCAAGGCUGAUGCUGCGUAUCCUCCCCAGUUAUCCUUCCAGCGACUGAAGGCCUGUGGCACCUACAUGGUCGUCUGCCUCGACCUGGACGCCCCAUUCGCCUCUCUCAACAUAUUCAGCCCCAUUCUCCACUGGAUACAGCCCGGUCUGUUGCCUAUCCUCACGGAGAGUGGGAACUUCUAUCUGAGGGUCGCCGCGCCGUUCGUGGCUAACUACAUGGGACCCCAUCCGCCUCCGCGCGCGGCUCCCCACCGCUACAUGUUCAUCCUGUUUGAGCAGCCUCCCGGAUUCGAAAUCCAGCAUCAUGCCCCUCCCAACGGCAAAAAGCUCGGCAAGUGGUCACGCUUGCGUUAUAAUUUCGACGGAUGGGCAAAGAGUAUUGGUCUCGGUCCCGUGGUGGGUGCCAACUACUUUGUGAGCAACUAG